This is a messenger RNA of Trichobilharzia szidati, 1339 nucleotides long. Lineage: Eukaryota; Metazoa; Platyhelminthes; Trematoda; Strigeidida; Schistosomatidae. The record is from the annotation of a GenBank genome assembly.
UUGUUAGCCUCAUGUUCACGCAAAAGAAAGCCUGCCAAUCACAGUUUGCACAAGUGACCUUCAAGUGCUCGGCCUUAACGCGAGCAGUGUGCGUCUGUUGCAAUUUAGCGACUGGAGUGACUGAUACAUUUCUUGACUUUCCUGUCUGUCUGUACUGUGGGAAUGCAAAUAAAGUAUUGUGGACAGGCAGAAGUCAAUAGCUAUGAUGUUGUAUUUCUCUAUGAGGCGGGUUCCCUCCUCAUUGUAGCCAAUAAAGAUGGGUUUUGGUGUUCACUGGUGGAUGGCAAAGAAUUGGAUGUGAUGUGUGACUCAGUUAAGCAGUCACGAGAUCAGUACAUGCAGAAUUUUUUUGAAUCGUUUAGUUCCACUGAUCCAUCGCGAUAUUUCUCUUUAUCAGAGGAUGGUCUAGACUUGAAGUUUGUAUGGUCUAAAGAAAUCAAGAAUGGCAUCAAAAUUGUUCUCGGGUCUUUUCGUAUGCAACGUGCACAAGAUAAUUUGAAGUUUCUUCAGGAACUUACAUUUAAAUUCGUCGCCGGUUGUACUGGUUUAUUAACGUGUUUGCAAGAUACGAAGAAGGAAAAUGAAAUCCUUAGGUCGUUAGCAGAAGUUUCGACAAAGAGGUACAAAGAAUUGAUGUCAGAAAUGGAGGAUAAAGAAACAGUCCUGCUUUCAAAAUUCUCAGCCGUUUUGAAUGAAAAAAAGAAAACGAUAGAUAGCCUUAAGAGAUAUCCACAAUGUAUGUCUCAUGACAAUGGAAACGCACUAGGCACACCGCUGAUGCACUCUACUGCGGUGCUCGAGCAGGAUGCAGAUGACUUGAUACCCCCGAAAAGUCGUAAACUCUCGAGCAGUAUGGUUGUUAGAAGUUUCCGUAAAUGAAUGUCGGGGUGAAACCUCGCUUCCUCAUUUUGUGCAGUGAUGUGGCGAUGUUCAAGAACCUACGUUGAUUUGUUUGUUGCUGAUUGUUUUCGACAGCAGUUCCACACUGAAUAUUUUCUAGAAGGCAAAUUGGUCCGGUGUCUUUCACAGUUUGUAAAUAAUACGUAUAUCUUUGGCAGUGUCGAUAUAUAUUUGCUUUCAUUUUCUUCUGUUGUACUGCAUAUAUCUUCAUGAUUCUGUGACAUGUCUGUCUAAAGGCAUCCCAUACUUCUGUGUUCCGACCACUCCCCUACAUAAUGUAUGAUUUUUUAUUUGGAUUACGUGAUUUUCUAUUGAUGAGUUUAAUCCUUACUCUCUAUUUGUAUAUGUAAUGGAGAAGUAUGCUUGUACAUAUUUUGUGCCACAGUUGUUAAAUAUACGAUAACGCUGGAUAUUAUCAAAUUAAAACAGUGGUUAGUAA